AUUAUUAUUGUUGUUGUUGUAAUUCAAUUAUUAUAAAUAAUAAAUACACACCUACAAAAAAAAAAAAAACAUGUCGUUGACUUUAAUGAAAAAAACACAUGCAAGUAAUAAUAAUAAUAAUAAUAAUAAUGAUGAUGAUGAUAUAAAUGAUAUAUUUGAUAAUUUAUUAUUUGGUGAAGAAUUGGCAAAUAAAAGUGGUUUUGAAGAAGGUUUUAAUGCUGGCAAGUGUCAAUCAAUAAGUGGAUAUCAUCUUGGUUAUCAUAGAGCCAGUGAAUUAUCAGCUAGACUUGGAUUUUACAGUAUUGUUAUAAAAAAUUGUCUUGACAAUAGUGAUAAUUCAUCAAAAAUUAAUAAUCAAGCAAUUAUAUUGGAUGAUUUAAUAAAUAAAUUUCCAAGAGACAAUACUGAAACAAUUGACAUUAUUAAAAUAUUUGAAAAUAUAAAAUUAAAAUUUAAUAGACUCUGUUCAUUGGCUAAAAUUAAUAUUUCAUAUUCUGAAUUUGAUAAUCAACUCAAUUUUUAAUAAUAAUAAUAAUAAUGUAUAAAAAUAAUAUUAAACAUUUUGAGGAUACUAUUUUAUUUAUUAAAAAUCAUGAUAAAUUGGCAAAUUGUCAUCUUGUUGAUUUUAUAACUGAUGAUUUAUGGAACAAAUGUUUAUCAAAUGAUUUGAAAUUACAAAUUCAACAAACCAACAAUAGCACUAACAAUAAUAAUCAUAAUAAUAAUGAGAUAAUAAACUUUAAUAAAUUAAAUUUUAUAAAAACAACUGAUGCCUUGAAUAUUAAAAAUAAUAUUAAUGUUAUUGAUGCAAAUGAUUUUAAUGAUGAUGAUAAUAACAACAAUAAAAAUUUAAUGAAAAAUCGUUUUAUGAAAAAUAAAAAAACUUAUGAAAUUGAUAUUUUAUCAAAUGUAAUAUAUAGUAUUUGGAAAAAAAUAUUACCAAAUAAUAAUGAAACAAUUGUUAUUGAUGUUGGUGCUGGAAAAGGAUAUUUAGGCACAAAUUUAUGUGAAAAUUAUGGAAUUCCAGUAUUGUCUAUUGAUUCAUGUCCAUCAAGAUAUAAAAGUGCUUUAAAACGUCAAAAACUUUUAAAAAAAAUAAAAAAUAAAUCAUAUACUUUGGUACGUCAUUUAGUUGAAUUUAUUGAUGAAAAAACAGAUUAUGAAAAAUAUAUUGUAUUAAAUUAUCCAAAUUGGAAUAAUAAUAAUAAUAAUGAUAAUUUAUUUCUUGUUGGUUUACAUACAUGUGGAAAUUUAGCAAAUUCCAUGAUUAAAUCAUUUGUUAAUUCAAAAUCACUUGGUACAUUGUGUGUUGUACCAUGUUGUUAUCAUUUAACAAAUGAAACAUUAACAAAUAAAUAUUUAUUUACUAAAAAUGCAAGAAUGCUGGCACAACAAUCUGUCGAGAGAAAUUCAAUGAAAAAAAAUAAAAAAAUGCCUACAUCUAUUUUUUACAGAGCAAUAUUGCAAGUUUUAUUAAAAUCUCUAGGUAUGGAAAAUGUUGUGAUAGGUAGAGGUUCAGCACCAAGUUAUGAUUUUAAAAUUUAUGCAAAAUGGGCAUUAAAUAAAAUUGGUCUUGAGUCAAAUAAAAUACCAAAAGACAAUGAUCUAGAUAAAUUGUAUAAUAAAUAUGCUGAUAAAGAGUGGCAAAUUAAUGUCUUUCAAAGUCUUCGAGUUCACUUGGGAUCUGUUAUUGAAACAGCACUUAUUCUUGAUAAAAUAUUGUAUCUUGAAUCUCGUAAUGAAUGCUUCAAAGUAUCCAUUGUUCGUAUUUUUGAUCCAUUAUUAUCUCCACGUUGUUAUGCUAUUUUAGCAUUUAAAUAAUUUUACAAAAAAUUCAAGUAAAAAAGUAAAACAAGGUAAAAAAUAUAGUAAUAAAUGAUGAUUGAUAUCAUAUCAUAUAUUUAUAAAUGAUAAAAAAAUUACAAAAUAAAUUUUUUUUUUUUUUCAACAAAAUUAUGAUUAUUUUUAUUAUUUUUAUUAUUUUUAUCAUCAUACGUUAUUAAGUUGUGCAUAUAUAGUAUAUACCUAUAUAAGUAUGUAACUAAAUAGAGAUAGUGGUCCAUAAAUACAUAAAAACAUACAUACCCACAUACAUAUACAUAAAAAAAAUGAAAAAAAAAAAAAA
Aphidius gifuensis is the source of this 2125-nucleotide messenger RNA. RefSeq names its product methyltransferase-like protein 25. The record is from RefSeq and is a predicted model, not a curated record. NCBI's taxonomy places the organism in Eukaryota, Metazoa, Arthropoda, Insecta, Hymenoptera, Braconidae. The transcript is spliced from 3 exons. The coding region runs from base 538 to 1821 and encodes 427 amino acids.